Molecule: messenger RNA, 2562 nt
Organism: Talaromyces rugulosus
Lineage: Eukaryota; Fungi; Ascomycota; Eurotiomycetes; Eurotiales; Trichocomaceae
Exons: 1
Coding region: 1-2562 (853 amino acids)
Source: RefSeq, a predicted model, not a curated record
AUGGCUAGGGUUUCAAGAGCUGAGCGUAUAACAGAAAUGGUUCAAUCCAAGCCAAAAACAAAAACAACGUCCUGGAACCAGACGAAAAAGAGGAUGAGACGCAAGGUGGCCGAUGCAAACAGGAAAGGUGUUCCUACACAAUUCAGAGAUCUCCGAAACCCGGAAGAACAAGAGGGCCAAGUGGUAGAUUUAGAUAGCCUAGAUGAACCUCCUGCAAGUUUCUAUCAGCAAUAUUACCCAUGGCUCAUGGGAAACGGAAAGUAUCCAACCAUGGCAGACGGGUAUAGGCUGCUAGACUUUUAUUUCUGGGGAAUUGAUCACCACUUCCCGGGUAACAACCCGAGCAGGGCAAAAUGUUUUGUCAAACUGUUUUACAACAUGGACCCAAAAUAUCGUCCGACUACCAAGUAUGAGUUCGAAGACGUCAACCGCCGUGACGCCGGGCCACGGCUUUUGAAACGCGGGGUUUUGGAGAGGUUGGGCGUAGCACCGAUUAGCCGGCACUAUCCCGAAAUCCCCGAGCCAGGGGAUGCUUGGGAACAACAGCUGUUGGCACCGGUCAAACCAUCGCUUGCCGAAGAGAGAGAAAUCCCGAAAAGUGACCAGGAGGUAGAAGUUCAGGCACCUAGAGAUAUCCCCAAGAAUCUCAACCAGAUCCGCCAGACACUGGAAAAACUCCUGAUCCAGAUCCGUUAUAGGGACUUGGAAGUUCCUGAAGACAUAGGGAAACAUCAGCCACAGGCAGCAACUGUGAUGCUCUCGUCCACAUCUGACCAUGAAUUUACACCUAGUGACCAAGGAACCAGUUAUCUCUGUUGGGGCCGUGGUCCGGUUGCAGAUGAACAAGACGGCUGGCGGGAGACUGCUUGUGACUGUAUCAUGAUGGCCGCCAAAUUUCUUGACGCAGGAAUCACCACAAUCGAUAUUAACGAGAUAAAGUCUGAUAAAACCCUUGAAACAAGCACUCAUGAUAUCCUUACCAAUGCAGUCAGGACGAACUGGGGCUCCCCUGGUGAUUCCACAAAUAUCGCAGCCCAACGAGAGAAUUUUCACCGGAACUUUCUACAGAAUGGGCCGCAGAAUUCUCAAGAUUUGAUCGAAUUCAGCACGUUGUUACGCAAGCAGUUCUUGCUUACUCGAGAGAAAGCAGAGUUCUGUGAGGAUAAACAUAAAAAUGUCAUUGACCAACCGACUUAUCACCGAUACAUGAGCUUGCCAAAGCGGCCUGACGCCGUCGAUAUAGGAGAUCUUUUGCAAGACGCUUUUGGCCCAGUUCCUUCUGAGGAUCCUCCCUUAGUGGAAUCAAUCCAAAGGUUUACUCAGGACUCCUCUGUCCAGCAAAAUACAAACGAGCUACUGCCCAGGUGCUCAGUCCAAGGCUGUCGGAAACAUGUCCGCACUCGUCGGGUUUGCUAUACUAUGCCGUUGCGACUGGCUAUCUAUCCUACACAGGAUGUGGUGCCUAAAAAUCACACUAGCGAUAAUAUUCAGUUCACUAUCACCAACAACAAGGGGAAGAACCAGACCGUUAAUUAUCGGUGGCUGGGAGGUAUUUACUCGGAUAGUAGAGCCGACCAUCGCGUGUACUGGACUGAUGCCGUCCGAGGGGGGAAGAAAGCAAGCAGCAUUCGAAUGUACGAUCCCUUUUUGCGAGGCUACUGUAUUGGGGGUAUCAAGCCCGCGUGGAAUGGCUCAUUGAUCCCUCAGAAAUGGCAGCCAUCGGUGAUCUUUUAUGAGGCCAUCCUCAACCCAGAUUCCCUAGACCUCGCACUAGCAACCGCGGUACUUGGGGAUAUCGGUCAUGCUGUACGCACCGACAAGCCCAUUUUGCAGGUCCAUAAGCCUUGGAGCAGCAGCACGAAAAACGGUGAUCCUAGGCAGGGCCCAGAAGGCCAGGUUUCUAAAGGCGGGCAUCUCGACACGGAAUUCGUCACGCCCGCAUUGGUAACCAAUGGAUAUACAACAAACGCUGCUAACAUGCCAAAUUCCGGUGGAUUCAACACAAUUCCCGACGUGGUCUUUGAGAACCCUCAGGACAAUUUGGAAAAUCUUAUGGGUCCCCCCAGACCCAUAGAUACGAACUUGAGAAGUGCAAAGGCUCCUUCUGGUGGACAAUACUCUUUUUCAGGAGCUAGCAACGCAAAUGGGAUAGGCCAUAACGCCAUGUAUUCAUCGUCCGGGGUGACAGGUGCACCCAUUAGCAAUGGCGCAGGUCAACCUAGCAAUGGCCAAUUUCAGGUGCAGAGCGCGGGGAUGAACCGGACCCAGCCUAGUAACCAGGCCACUCCAUAUCAAUAUGUGCAGCCAAAUAAUUAUGACUAUGCUGUGCCGCAACUCUCUGACGAGGGCCUUCUCACGGCUGUCAACCAGCUUCUAGAGAACCCUACAGAAUAUGACCCAACACUGGACGACUUUAAUAUAUACAAUUAUAACUUCUGGCAGGGCUAUGGCAUGCCAGAUGUGAGUUCAAACUCCGAACACGAGACCGGCAAGUCGUCUCCACGAAAGAGGCGGGGAGGCACAGAAGAUCGAAGGGGCAACAAGCGGAGGAGGCGUGGUUAA